Messenger RNA from Komagataella phaffii GS115, 297 nucleotides. RefSeq names its product Ubiquitin-like protein of the SUMO family. Bases 1 to 297 code for a protein of 98 amino acids. NCBI's taxonomy places the organism in Eukaryota, Fungi, Ascomycota, Pichiomycetes, Pichiales, Pichiaceae. Gene Ontology annotation, cellular component: nucleus; septin ring. Gene Ontology annotation, molecular function: protein tag activity; ubiquitin-like protein ligase binding. Gene Ontology annotation, biological process: protein sumoylation. The record is from RefSeq and is a predicted model, not a curated record. The transcript has a single exon.
AUGUCUGAAUCUCCAUCAGCCACUGAAACCAAGCCCGAUAUUAAGGAACCGAGUGAACACAUUAAUCUAAAAGUCAGUGACGGUUCUUCUGAAGUUUUUUUCAAGAUUAAGAGAAAGACCCCUCUGAAAAGACUUAUGGACGCUUUCUGCAAGAGACAAGGUAAGACUAGAGAAUCUAUUAGGUUUUUGGUAGACGGUCAACGUGUUUUGGAUGACAACACUCCAGAUGACUUGGACCUUGAUGAUAACGAUGUAAUUGAGGCUCAUAGAGAACAGAUCGGCGGAUCCAACUAUUAG